GGCAAAAACCUAUAAGAAUGUGUUGUUUUCCUAUCCUUCAUCCAUCAUCUCAUCUUCUCUACAUUCAUUACAUUCCUUACAUUCCUUUACAGGUAUCCCACGUUCAUUACAAUCCAAUCAAAAAACCUCAACCACCGUCAAAAUGCAAUUCACAACCACCACACUUAUCGCCAUUCUCAGCGCUCUCGCAGUUGCAUCUCCUAUCGAGCCACGUCAAAAUGCAACGGCGCAACAAGAACGCCUCUGCACUUCGGCUAUUGACACAGCCAUGUGCUGUCAAACCACUCUUGCUGGUGUUAUAAACCAGACCUGCACAACUCCUGCCAUCACACCUAUUAACAAGCAAGCGUUCCGAGCAUACUGUGCUGCUCAAGGACAAGAUUCUUCAUGUUGCAAAACUCCUCUUGUAGGCGAUGGAGUUAUCUGUACCCCUCCUUAAAUGGGAGGCCGAUUGUGAUGGAAGUCUGAAAUUGUGGAGAUCUGGAUGGUUUUUGCGAAUGAAAUGAAAAGUUUGGUUGAAGGGUAUGGCUUGGUGUACUGUAUGAUUAUUGAGGACGGACGCAUAUUUUCUCUGAUUUUGGAUGCCAUUUUGAAAGGAUGGAGGAAAUCUUAUUUUUGUAAUUUGUCUUUAGACUGCUUUGUCAAUUGUUAUAUAAACGAAAUGUUUCAUGCACA
This is a messenger RNA of Botrytis cinerea B05.10, 675 nucleotides long. It is a transcript of the gene Bhp3, whose product is annotated as Bhp3. NCBI's taxonomy places the organism in Eukaryota, Fungi, Ascomycota, Leotiomycetes, Helotiales, Sclerotiniaceae. The coding region runs from base 143 to 439 and encodes 98 amino acids. Gene Ontology annotation, cellular component: extracellular region. The record is from RefSeq and is a predicted model, not a curated record. The transcript has 2 exons.